CCCGCUUCUGCCCGUGCUGCACUGCGAAUUCCGAAUUGUGGCUGCCUAUGAGCAGUUGCCUGCACCAAGUCGACAUCGCGAAAGAGUGCUCAGUGAUGGUCUGCUAAGAGUAUAAAAGUCAGCGAGUGUCCCUCGGCAUCCUCAGCAGACCGACACCUCCAUCGCAUCUCUACUACUGUUCUCAAUCGCCUUCGCCCCAUUCGACAUCGCCUAGCUCGACAUGUCUCUCAAGAACCUCCUCAUCUUUGUGACCUGCGCACUCCUUGCGUCCCACGGCACCGCCGCACCAGCGGCCGUGUCGGUGGCCUCGCUGUCCGCCAGUUCCUCAAUGGCCUCCGAGUCCUCUUCGUCGCUCGCGUACUAUUCCAGUACUGCCUCUGAGGGAGUAGCCUGGUCGUCCUCCGAGAACGAACCCUCGUCUACCUCGUCCGCACCGCCGGUCUACGAAACGGUUGCGCCUGCGUCGGACGAUCCCAACUACGUUGCUUGGACCCCCGACUACACCGGCACGCCCGAGGCAAUUCGCGGCUCCCUCGGUGCGACGGUCAUCGGUCCCCAAAACGUGCCGCUUGACCUUGAGAACCCGGACUUCCUGGCGCCGCCUACGACUGACAAUGGCGAAGUACCUAACGCCAAAUGGCCGUUCAGCAUGAGCCACAACCGCCUCCAGACUGGCGGAUGGGCUCGUCAGCAGAACAUCAACCAGCUGCCUGCCGCCACCGAGUUGGCCGGAGUUGACAUGCGCCUCGAGGCCGGCGCCAUUCGCGAACUGCACUGGCACACCGCUUCGGAGUGGGCAUACGUGACCAAGGGCUCUGUGCAAGUGACGGCCGUUAACCAGCUCGGUCAGAACUUUGUCGGAACUGCAAACCAGGGCGACCUGUGGUUCUUCCCGGCCGGCGUUCCCCACUCCCUUCAGGCCACGAACGCAACUGAGGAUGGCGCCGAGUUUCUCCUGGUCUUCGACAACGGCAGCUUCGACGAAGACGGCACGUUCCUCAUCACCGACUGGCUCGCACACACCCCGAAGGAAGUCAUCGCAAAAAAUUUCCAGGCCCCCAUCUCCGUGUUCAAUGAGCUUCCGGACGAGGAGCUCUACAUCUUCCCUGCUGCGUCCCCGGGUCCGGACUCGGACGCGCCGGUGAGCCCGUACGGCACCGUGCCGAGCUCGUACACGUUCGCGAUGUCCCAGAUGCCUGCGACCGAGCUCUCGGGAGGGUCUGUCAAGAUCGUGGACUCGCAUGUGUUCAACAUCUCGAAGACGACGGCUGUCGCAGAGGUGACGGUCAACCCUGGCGGGAUGCGCGAGCUGCACUGGCACCCGACUCAGGACGAGUGGACGUACUUCCUGGAGGGGAAUGCGCGUGUCACGGUGUUUGCAUCCGAGGGUAAUGCGGGGACGUUCAACUUCCAGGGCGGCGACAUUGGCUAUAUCCCCGCAGCGCACGGCCAUUACGUUGAGAACAUCGGCAACACGACGCUCCGCUUCCUCGAAGUCUUCAAGACCGCGACCUUCCAGGACGUCAGCUUGAGUCAGUGGCUUGCUCUCACACCCCCAGCGAUGAUCGAGGCUACACUCAACAUCAAGGCCGAGGACCUCAAGUACUUCAGCAAAACCAAGCCUAUCGUCGUCGGCCCCGCUCCGGUCAACAACACGACAAACGGCACCGCCGCUGCAUGAAAGCCCGCUGAACGUUCGGUUGCCAUAGAAUUAAUAGAGACGCUGACUUCUGUUAGCGUGAUGCUGCGGUCGUGCCUCCCGUACGUGUAGCGCUGUAUCGUGUAGUUCUUGUAGUGUACCAUAUGGCUUGUAAUUUGAAAGUAUUGAAUCGGGACCUGUUCGCUUGCUCCGCUCUAUUCCCU
Molecule: messenger RNA, 1863 nt
Organism: Phanerochaete carnosa HHB-10118-sp
Lineage: Eukaryota; Fungi; Basidiomycota; Agaricomycetes; Polyporales; Phanerochaetaceae
Exons: 11
Coding region: 221-1681 (486 amino acids)
Biological process (GO): oxalate metabolic process
Source: RefSeq, a predicted model, not a curated record